Molecule: messenger RNA, 1319 nt
Organism: Mesitornis unicolor (brown roatelo)
Lineage: Eukaryota; Metazoa; Chordata; Aves; Mesitornithiformes; Mesitornithidae
Gene: SPOUT1
Product: chromosome unknown open reading frame, human C9orf114
Exons: 12
Coding region: 1-1260 (419 amino acids)
Biological process (GO): maintenance of centrosome location; miRNA processing
Cellular component (GO): spindle pole centrosome; mitotic spindle; kinetochore
Molecular function (GO): miRNA binding
Source: RefSeq, a predicted model, not a curated record
AUGGGAUUGCACCUGCCUGCACAGCCCGGGUGGACAAGGGUGCUGCUGGAGGAACAUGUGCCAAAUGCUGGGAGAGCUGCAACCACUGAAACAGCCAUUGGCUCACGUGACGCCGGCCUCCUCCCCUUCCGACCAAUCACACCGCGGAGGGGCGUGGCCUGGGAGUGUGGGCAGAAGAUGGCGGACGACAGCGCGGCGAAGCGGCCCAGGAAAGCAGAGAAGAAAAAAUGGAAGGAAAUGAAGCUACUGAAGAAACUGGAAAAACAGCGGAUGCAGGAGCUGGCAGAAAAACAAGCUAAGGAGCAAAAGGAGGAGCAAAAGGAAGACAAAGGGCGUCACUACACGCUGAGCGUAGCCCUGCCAGGCUCUAUCUUGAACAACGCCCAGUCGCUGGAGCUGCGGACGUACCUUGCUGGACAGAUUGCUCGGGCCUGUGCCAUCUUCUGUGUGGAUGAGAUCGUAGUGUUUGACGAGCACGGAGAAGAUGCAAAGAGUGUGGAGGGGGAGUUUGAAGGAAUUGGGAGGAGAGGCAAGGCUUGUGUGCAGCUGGCUCGGAUCCUGCAGUACUUGGAGUGCCCUCAGUACUUGAGGAAAUCCUUCUUUCCAAAACAUGAGGAUCUGCAGUUUGCAGGGCUCCUCAACCCCCUGGACAGCCCCCACCACAUGCGGGUGGAUGAGGAGUCAGAGUACCGAGAAGGCGUAGUGUUGGACCGGCCAACUAAGCCCGGCAAAGGCUCUUUUGUUAACUGUGGGAUGAGGAAGGAGGUGCAGAUCGACAGACAACUGAACCCCGGUCUGCGAGUCACUGUGCACCUGGAGGAACCCCAGAAGCCAGAAACCAGAGUGCGGAAAGGCACCGUUGUGUCCUCACACCACCCUCGGACGGUGUCAGGCUUGUACUGGGGUUACAGCGUCCGCCUUGCCUCCUGCUUGAGUGCUGUCUUCUCAGAGUGCCCAUUCAAGGAAGGCUAUGAUCUCUCUAUUGGGACCUCAGAGCGGGGCAGCUCCGUGGACCAGGCCACUCUCCCCUCCUUCAGGCACGCCCUUGUUGUGUUUGGAGGCCUUGAGGGCUUGGAAGCUGGGGUUGAUGUGGACCCAAACCUGGAGGUCACUGACCCAAGCGUCUUGUUUGACUUCUACCUGAAUACUUGCCCCAGCCAAGGCAGCCGAACCAUCCGGACAGAGGAAGCGCUGCUGAUCUCUCUGUCUGCGCUGAGACCCCACAUUGAUGAGGCUGUGAAGACACCCAGCGACAGCUGAGGGAAGGAAAACCACUGACCUUGCCAUCAGCUGCAGACUGCCUCAGGGAAGCGGCUGUU